Trichogramma pretiosum is the source of this 1132-nucleotide messenger RNA. RefSeq names its product cuticle protein-like. The transcript is spliced from 3 exons. The record is from RefSeq and is a predicted model, not a curated record. Bases 14 to 1132 code for a protein of 372 amino acids. Gene Ontology annotation, cellular component: extracellular matrix. Lineage: Eukaryota; Metazoa; Arthropoda; Insecta; Hymenoptera; Trichogrammatidae.
UCCCCGCUCAGCAAUGGCUCUCAAGUUUGUCGUUCUCUCCGCUCUGGUGGCGUACGCCCAGGCUGGUCUCUUGCCGGCGGCACCUCUGGCUGCCCUGCCCGCGGCACCGAUCGCCUACGCCGCCGCUCCGAUCGCCAAGCAGGUGAUCACCAGAGUGUCCGACGCCGAGUACGACCCCCAUCCCCAGUACUCGUUCAACUACGACGUCCAGGACAGCAUCACCGGUGACUUCAAGGCCCAGUCCGAGACCCGCGACGGAGACGUCGUCCGCGGCAGCUACUCCCUCCUCGAGUCCGACGGCACCAGACGCAUCGUCGACUACACCGCCGACGACGUCAACGGAUUCAACGCCGUCGUCCGCAAGGAGCCCGCCGCCAUCGCCCUCAAGGCCGCCCUUCCAGUGGCCCCCGUAGCCGCCGUAGCCCCAGUGGCCAAGAUCGCCGCCGCGCCUCUGGCCUAUGCCGCCCCGGCACCCGCCUACGCGUACGCCGCCCCCAUAGCAGUUGCACCCGCCGUUGUAGCCAGAGUCGAACAUUACGACCCGAAUCCUCAGUACAGUUUCGCGUACGACGUGCAGGAUCCCUCAACCGGUGACUCGAAAGCUCAAUUCGAAACUCGCAACGGUGACGUGGUCCAAGGAAGUUACUCGCUCAUCGAAGCUGACGGCACCAGACGCAUCGUCGACUACACCGCCGAUCCCAUCAACGGAUUCAACGCCGUGGUCAAUCGAGAGCCAGCCGUUGCCGUGGCACCGGUCGCACCCGUUGCUGCCGCCGCCGCCGUCGUCGAUGCGCGUCACAGGACUCUCGCCGUAGCUCCUGUGGCUCCCGUGACUCGAGUCAUCGGUGCUCCCGUGCACCGAGCCGUGGCUCCAGUCGUUGCUCAUCGUCACUUGCCUUUGACGGCGGCACCUGUGGGCCAUGUACAUGCUCACCCGGUGAGAACCGUUGCCGCCCCGGUGCUUGCCAGGACUAUCGCGGCCGUACCCAAGCCCGUUGCUGCUCCAGUUUUUGCCACUAGGGCGCUAGCUCAUACGCACGUCGCGCCAGCUCACAUUCAUACGCACUACGGCGUACCAAGGGCCGUUGCCACGAGAAUCAACUAUCCUUAUACUUACUCCUACGAAAUUUAA